AUGUCUAUGGCUUCAGCUAGCACGAAAAUGCUGCCUACUACUAAUACUUUAACUAAUGGUAGCAGGACAGUCAUUGAUACAAGUAAAUUGAGAAAUAUGUGGGAGACAGCGUACAUUGUGGCAUUUUGUGAUAAAUUUAAAAGUGCACUACGAAAUCUAGAGUUUUGGCCCGAGGAGUUCGAGCAAACGCUCUAUAGUUCCUCAACAGAUGAAUUGUUGGAGGAAAUACACUGUGCAUUUUUGACUAAUGUCUUGAAUAGAAAAAAGGCUGUCGAGCGAAAUACAUGGAGGAAAUUUUUAACAGAUACAAUCGAGCAGCAUUUAAAGAAACGUUCUGAUUUCUGUCUCGACUAUAACCCAAUGCGAAGAGUAAAUAAUUAUAAUUAUUAUGAGCUUGGAGUAGAAGAUAGGGUGUUAAUACUGUAUAGUCUUGUAAAUUGGCAACUAAAAGAAUCGAAAUCAAUUCGAGAUCUCAUUGACUUGCAUUAUAAAAAUCGGCAUAAAACCGAAGCCAUGAAUCCUUUGCGAUUAGAAAUGAUCGGGCAAGAUCGCAAGAAUGCAAACUAUUAUUUUCUUGGCAACUCCCCUCGGAUAUACCGCGAGAGAUAUCCUAAACCAGGAAUUCCAAUAACACACGAAAAUGUAGAAUGGAUUGCCGUAACAACUACAUUAGAAGAGAUAAUAAGCUUAGUGGAUGAUCCCAAUCGGCUUAAGCCAAAAUCUUUCACAAAAGAUAGGGCAUUGCAUGCAAAACUAAAAGAAGAUAUUAUUCCACGAGUUGAGGAGUUGGUGCAGCUUAAAGAGAAAAAAGAAGAAAGGCGUCGAAAACAAGAACGAAUUGCUCAAAGAUUUGCAAUUCUGCAUGCAAAUGCGACUGUUUAUGAAACACGAACCCGCAGCGCAAGUAGAAAAGCAGGACUUAAUACACCAGACGGUCCCGUAUCAAUACGGAACAAUGAACUUCAAAAUGACUAUAAAUACUCACCAUAUCCCACAGCGAGUGCUCGGAGAUUAGGAAAAAGAGUAAUGCGAGAAGAAUCUCAAGCAGAAUCUGUAAUUAAUAAUAAGUCUAAUACAUCAACCACAGAUAUAAUAAUGCAAGAAGCACAUGAAGUUCAACAUACAGCGGAAGAAUUUUCGACACUGUCAAAUACUAAUGGCUCGGUCGAUUUCACAUAUGAUAGCGCUGAUAAUGUACCACAAAAAAGUCUAGUAAGUGUUACAAAUAGGCAAACUGCGGUAGAUCAUAAAACAACAAAUGAUGAAUAUACCACAUACAAUGCGAUUACACCUAAUGGAAUCGAACAAGGCACUAAUCAGCACACAAAUAGCACCACAAUCUCAAUGCCAAUCCAAAUGAAUGGCGCGCACGACAUUGCAGUCGCAGCAGCAACGCCAUCAACAUCAAAUUCCACCUCCUCCAUAGAAAUAUCAGAUGAUGCCGGCACAGAGCCGAUGUCAAUCGAACAAGAACUUUUUGGCAAAGACUCUGAUACAGAUUUAUCAGACAUUUGGGAGAGUAGUGAAGAAAGUGAGUGGGAGAGUGAAGAUGAGAGUGAUUAA
Molecule: messenger RNA, 1563 nt
Organism: Ambispora gerdemannii
Lineage: Eukaryota; Fungi; Glomeromycota; Glomeromycetes; Archaeosporales; Ambisporaceae
Source: the annotation of a GenBank genome assembly